AUGUCUCAUCUUCUCAGGCGGCUCAAGCGAUCCUUCGGAGUAAGCCACCUCACCGCUUCUUCUCGGAGCUUCUCUAAUCACAUCUUCAAAGUAACACCUUGUGGAACUACUGUGAGAGAUGGUGACGUUGGAUAUCUAGCUAUCUACAGCUACGUUGAUAACUUGAUAGACUGCACAGAAAAGAAAGUGCCUAUGGAGUUAGCAAAAGGGAUGGGAACAAUAGGAGCAUCCCACGGCUGGGUAGCAACUUUGAAAAAUGGGACCAUUCGUCUUCAAGAUGAUCUAGACCCCUAUGCGUCGUAUACAGACCCAAAACGCAUUCCUCUGCCUCCUCUUACUGCAUCGUGGCUGUCAAAGUUCUUGGGACUUCAGCUAAGCUUAUGUAGGCCUGCUCAGCGAAAUUGCAAGUGGAGCAACAUCAGAAUCUCAGACCCCAGCUUCUUCUCCUCCCAUUUAAUGUACUCCAAGAGAGACGGUCUGUUCUCCAUGCCCGCUGCUGGAGGAAACUACACAGCAUCGUGUGAUCUUGGGAGACACGUGAACGAACCAAAGAUUCAGAUGUUGUCGUACCCGAAACAACGCGUGUUUGAAGACAUGUAUGUAAAGAGCACGGGUACGUUUUUCGACAAAGAGUUUCUGAGAAAGUUCGACUGGAAGCACUCGGACUGGUCAUGCAGGAUGGAGCACUACUUGGUGGACUCGUCACACACAGGUGAGACUUUUCUGGUGAAAUUGUCUAAAGAUAUUAACCCACAAGACGGGAGAAGUGAAUUGGACAAAUUCCUUGUGUUGAAAAUAGACGAGGAAGGAAACGCUGAAUAUACUAAAGACUUUGGAGGUGAGUGCAUUUUCAUCUCUAAGGCUGAAUCUUUUUGUCUCCCGGCAUCUUGUUUGCAUGACAAGGGACCAAACUGCAUCUAUCAUUUAAGCGACACGAGCUUUGGAAUAAAAUGCAUGGAUGAUGUUUGGAAAGAGAGGGGUGGGGACCUAGCUUUCCCAGGCCCUUUUUGGUUCCCACCAAAGCUAGACACCAAAGGUAAACGUAUCCUUUCUUCAGGUAUUCAGUAUCCAGUGUAA
Molecule: messenger RNA, 1077 nt
Organism: Brassica napus (rape)
Lineage: Eukaryota; Viridiplantae; Streptophyta; Magnoliopsida; Brassicales; Brassicaceae
Exons: 2
Coding region: 1-1077 (358 amino acids)
Source: RefSeq, a predicted model, not a curated record